AUGUCUGGAGCCAGCCAAGACCUUCUUGUCCCCGACCUCAUCAGUCUCUCCAGGAUUCCCGAGCUCAACGGCAUCACCACAUGCAAGUACCGCAUCAUCUCCAACAGCGCCAGCAUCUGCACCAUCGUAGUUCAGUUCGACGAGGAUCAGUCCCCUCGGGGUCUUCCAACCCACCUCAUCAUCCGCUUCGAGAAGAGCAGAGAGGGCAACCCGCUCUUGGCGACCGCGGCAAUCCAACGGCUUGCUCACCUCAGACUCCCCCACGUUGUGCCCAAGGUUUGGGGUGCUGGCCACACCCAGACCGAAGCAGGCACCCAGCUGACGUACAUGAUCUCACAGUUCUACAUGGAUACGUUCACGCUCGACACGGUCUGGGACGAUAUGGAUAGGUUCACGCAAUACUUCAUGGCAAAGGCAGUUGCCAGCGCUAUGUUCCAGUUGCGGGACGCUUCCUUGGUUGAGGCCGGUGACGAAGCGCAGGAAGUCCUGCAAGGAACACCAUUUGAAAGGAACGCAACUGCGCCUCCCACUCUGGUAGGUGGUCCUGCUUACGGUUAUUUCCCAGGUUUCGAGUCAUUCUUUAGGGCCAUGGUAAGCCCCGGCAGCGCCAAAUACAGCGUCGAUCAGAAACCGGAUGGGGCUGUCACCAUUCGAACGCAAUCCACAGAGGAGGUCGACUUGGAUUUCGCCAAAACGGACCUAGAUCUGUUGACGCAGACGUCAGGCUUGUGUCACAACAACCUGGAGCCUCAAAACAUCCUCGUUCGACAAGUCAAGAGCGAUCAAGGCAGAGCCACGUGUCAGUUUGUUUCCGUCAUCGGCUGGGCCGCUGCCGGUUUCCUCCCCCUCGCAUUUGAGAUUGGCUUCAAGGACACCUGCCUCGGCCUGCAGAACCAGUCCUGGACGUGGUACCGUGUGUACAGAGCGUACGCCGGAACCGUUCUCGCCAAGACAUUCCCCGUCGCUCACCACAUCUGUUCGAAGCUGAUCCGUGCCAUGGUACUUACCGACCUCUCUAGAAAGGACAGCAAUAAGCUGAACGUUGGCAACUUGGUUCAGAAGCUUUGGCAUGAAAGGGAAAAGACCGGAGACCACGUAGCGGAAACUGGAUACGUGAAGAGCCCCGACGCUGAAAGAAUUACGUCCUUCACUGCGGCGGACAAUGCAGAGCUUGAGCUGGAAGCUUUGCGCAGACUGGGGUACAUACGUUGA
This is a messenger RNA of Colletotrichum destructivum, 1212 nucleotides long. RefSeq lists its product as uncharacterized. Lineage: Eukaryota; Fungi; Ascomycota; Sordariomycetes; Glomerellales; Glomerellaceae. The record is from RefSeq and is a predicted model, not a curated record. Bases 1 to 1212 code for a protein of 403 amino acids. The transcript has a single exon.